Messenger RNA from Temnothorax curvispinosus, 1639 nucleotides. RefSeq names its product odorant receptor 85f-like. Gene Ontology annotation, cellular component: plasma membrane. Gene Ontology annotation, molecular function: odorant binding; olfactory receptor activity. NCBI's taxonomy places the organism in Eukaryota, Metazoa, Arthropoda, Insecta, Hymenoptera, Formicidae. Gene Ontology annotation, biological process: sensory perception of smell; detection of chemical stimulus involved in sensory perception of smell. The transcript is spliced from 8 exons. The record is from RefSeq and is a predicted model, not a curated record. Bases 43 to 1509 code for a protein of 488 amino acids.
GCAGAACGAAAAUUGCCUAUACGCGUGCACGAAGCGCGAGUUAUGUGCGUACAGAGUAUCCAUUCGCGUAUGAACAGAGGAUUAAUACUGUACGAGUCGUUCAAGUGUCCGAAACGUUGUACAUCUCUCAGUCUCACGUUGCAUUGUAUGGCUCCGCCCACCCCUCUUCUAUCUCCGAACAUGAAUCGCAAGAGCGAGAACGCUAAGGCGUGGAGAGAAGACGCGAUAUUUUUAGACUCUUUACAGCAUUAUAUCGCGUACUUACUCCGAAUACUUGGAUACACCCGUAUAUGGCCCACCGAGUCGUUUUCGCUACUUAAAAUGUUGCUUUUAACGGGAACGACGAUUAUCUUCAUAUCGGCACUCUUCCUACUCCUGCUCGCGGAAAUACUGAUGCUUACGAUGAACAUCAAUUUGAAAUUAUUUGCUAGCGUCAUCGGAGUAAUCAGUUUGCAUUGUACGGCCUUGACAAAAUGGUGUUACUGUAUAUGGAAAAAUAGAAAAAUCGUCGACCUCGUGAUGAAGUUGGAAAAAUGUCACGUACUUUGUCAAAGGAUCGAUAAGAGCGACGAAGGACAUCGAAUAUAUAGAAACGAAAUGGAACACGCGCGUAAAUAUUCCAAUCUCUUUACGUGGUGGUGGGGAGGCUCUUGCAUUUACGGCGUUCUACAUUGGAGUGUCAAUCCAUUUUUCCUAGGAAUGGCACCCGACCAGAUAAACUCGAUUAAUCGCACAUUAAAAAAAAGAAUUUUUCCGUAUAUUGCGUGGUAUCCGGUGAACAUCGACGAUACUUACAAUUACGCUUGCCUGUAUCUCAUGCAGGUACUCGCCGCAAUAUCUUCUGCGCUUGGAACUCUUUGUUACGACGCUUUUUACGUCACCAUGCUGAUAGUCAUCUGCAUGCAACUUCAAUAUAUCAACGCCAUAAUACCGAUAAAAAUAAAUUUUGAUAACGUGCCAUGUUCAGAAACCACGUUCAUUCUCGAGGACAAGUUAAAGAAAUGCGUGGAUUGUCACACAGAGAUUUUAAAAUUUUUAAAAAUGUUGCAAAUCUUUACCGGUCCAGCAAUGUUCCUGCAAUGUGUCGACACGUUAUCUAUUCUCUGUUUAGUCUCGUUCGAGGCAUCAGUAAUUAAAAUUGCGAUUGACAUGGAAUCUAUCAUGAAGUUAUUGGCUCUGCUGGAAUACUUUUUAUUGUCCGCCUUUGAAUUGUUCGCUUUCUGUUUCUGUGCCACUCAAAUCGAAUAUUUGGGCUUGCAAAUAGCACAUUCAGUGUAUUCUUGCAGAUGGGAGCUUGUAGAUUUAAAAAAAAAAACAUAUGUUGUUUCCGGAAAACAGAUAAAACAUUGUAAUAUUGGUCGAACAGUGCAAAUCAUUAUGAUGCAAGCGCAGAGACCGAUUGUUUUAACCGGCGGUCCAUUUUACGUCCUUUCAAUGGAAACUUUUAGAGUCAUAAUGAGUGUGGCAAUGUCAAAUUCUCUAAUGUUGCGUACGAUGGCAUCUAAAUGAAUAAAUUAAAAUUAAUCCGUCUACAUGUCUUUGUUCUUAAAAUAUAUAAGAGCGUGUCUGAUAGUAACAAAAUAUUGUCUGAUAGUAACAGUUGAAGUGAAAUGUGUGUAUUGUAAUUGAUUAAAGAUGA